This is a messenger RNA of Paraphaeosphaeria sporulosa, 5154 nucleotides long. RefSeq lists its product as uncharacterized. Gene Ontology annotation, molecular function: GTP binding; GTPase activity. The transcript has 5 exons. Gene Ontology annotation, biological process: mitochondrial fusion. The record is from RefSeq and is a predicted model, not a curated record. Bases 19 to 5031 code for a protein of 1670 amino acids. Gene Ontology annotation, cellular component: mitochondrial outer membrane. Lineage: Eukaryota; Fungi; Ascomycota; Dothideomycetes; Pleosporales; Didymosphaeriaceae.
GGCCCGCCUCCGGGCUACAUGACGGUGGGUUCUGGGUCGACCCCCGAGGCGGCUGCGCGCCUGAUCUCAAUGCUCGAUCAAGACUCGGGCUAUGGUGGGAGCAUGGCGGACGGAGAAGCUGGUCGCUGGCACGGAGGCAUUGGCGAAGACAGACCGAGCGCACCACCCACACCCAUCCCUGGCAGCAGCACCACAUCCUCCGAGCAGGACAGGCAGCGCAGCCAUGUGCUUCAGCUGCGCUACAACCAGAACAAAAACGCACUUGGCCGGGCUAUACAUGGGACUAUCGACAUACUGAAGGGCUUUCAAGAAGAAAACCUCAAAUGGCCUGCGCAUUACCCUACCAUACCCGCCGAGCCUGGUCUAGCACACACUCAGUCUGCGAUAGGCGACUUCCAGCCACCCCGAUCUCCCGAGCGUCCGCGAGGUCCGCGCCGUGCGGGCACCUCUUUAGGGUCCGACUUUGAGGCAGAGUCCAGCGCUGCCGCGGAGAGAGAACAGAAGCCCGAGCCCCGCCUCAUCACACCACAGCUUGCACACGAUUUCUCUGUGCUGAAGCUUGAGCUCCGCAUGGGCGGACGGACACAGACGGAUCUUGUGCACUCGUUGGAGAAAGGAUCGAUUGCUUCCUUGCUCGACGGCCAAAUACAGCAGAGUGUUCGACACCUGUACGCUAUAAAAGAGAGGAUUGAGGACACAUCAAGUAAGGUCCUUGUCACUGGUGAUCUCAACGCGGGAAAGUCAACCUUUUGCAACGCGUUACUCCGAAGGAAGGUCCUACCGGAAGACCAACAGCCAUGUACCAGCAUUUUCUGCGAGGUUUUGGAUUUCCGGGAGAAUGGCGGCGUUGAAGAAGUCCAUGCCGUGCCUCAAGGCUCCAUAUAUAAUCGUCACGACGAAAGCACCUAUACCGUGUUUGCGCUCUCUGACCUAGAGAAGAUCGUCAUAGACAACGAACGAUUCUCACAGUGCAAGGUCUACGUUCAAGACAUCCGCUCCGUGGACGAGUCAUUGCUGAACAACGGCGUGGUCGACAUUGCACUCAUCGAUGCGCCUGGUCUCAACUCGGACUCCGUCAAGACUACCGCGGUUUUUGCUCGCCAAGAAGAGAUCGAUGUAGUAGUAUUUGUUGUUUCCGCCGCCAACCAUUUCACCGAGUCGGCCAAGAACUUCAUCUUCACUGCCGCGCGUGAGAAGGCCUACAUUUUCAUGGUCGUCAAUGGAUUCGACGUCAUUCGUGACCAGCAGCGAUGCAAAGAAAUGAUCCUUAAGCAGGUUCACGGCCUGAGUCCGGCAACAUUCAAGGAAUCUAGCGAACUAGUGCAUUUCGUGUCCAGCAACGCUAUUCCAAUGGCUCACUCUCCCGGCGAUGAUGGUGACGACGACCCCUCGGACAAAGGGAAAGGGAAAGAGCCCGAGAAAGAGAGGGACUUUGGCGACCUGGAGACUUCGUUACGACGCUUCGUUCUCGAGAAGCGAGCCCGAUCGAAGUUGGCGCCUGCGAAGACAUAUCUCUUGAAUGUCCUUGGUGACGUUCACAACCUGGCCACUGUGAACCGGGACGUUGCCCAGUCAGAACUUGAGCGCGUAAAGAAGGAAUUGGACGCGUUGGAGCCCGAGUUCGAAGAAUCUAAAAAAUCGCGAACAGAGGCUGGAGAGGCCGUAGAUCGACUAGUUGAAGACACAACCUCAGAAGUUUACGGACAUACUCGAGACACACUCAACGACUGCAUAGCAAAGGUGGGAGAGCAAGAUUUGGGCAUCGAAUAUCCAGGCCUGCUGUCUGCCUAUCAGUAUGCGGAAGACAUUCGCGACUCAAUGUUGCAUGAGAUCACGGAAAGCGUACGUUUAUGCGAAGAGAACGCUCGUACGCAAGCUGCUCAAGGCUACAAUGGCAUCAAGAAUCUGGGUAUACUGCACCUCGGUAACAUGCAUACCGAUGUCAUGUUCCGGCCAGACAGGAUGUACAGGAAAUCAGUCCAUGCACUUGCUCGCCAGGUCGACAUCGACAUUGAGGUGUGGGACUUCUUCGACGUUGUCAGCUUGUGGGAGCGACAAGAGAAGGUUGCAGGAACAGGCAUGGCUGUCACCGUAGCGGGCGUAGUAGGCGGCCGCUUGGUAGGCGGUGUUGGCUGGCUUGAUGGAGCCUUGGGCGCAGCGAAGAUCGUUGGCUCGAACAACCUUCGGAGACUAAUCAUCCCUGGUCUCAUUGCGGGUGUCGCCAUCGGAAUCUCAUACGUCUUGGCAUCCGUGCCUAAGUCCCUGCCGCAUCGCCUGAGUGCGAAGCUUUCGGCUCAGCUAGCAGCCAUCGACUACACGCACUCCAAUGCCCUUCGAAUCAGUUCCGAGGUCCGCCGUGCGCUCAAAGGCCCUGCGAAGGACGUCCAAAUCGGCCUCCAGCGCAACGUAGAAAAGCUCCAGCUCAAGAGGGAGCAAAACGACAAGCUCCGAGCCGAAGCUUCGGAGGCCAAGAAGUACUUCUCCAACCUCUUCCGCACUUCCAGCGAGCUUCGCCAGAACCCCCUCGAUGGCUUUCGCAACCUCGCAACCACCCUGAUGGAAGUCCGCCGGGACCCGCGCCAGUUCCUGUUCUUCAUCAUUCUCAUCCUCCUCAUAAACUCGCCCGAGCCGCAGAACCCUGGCUUCAACACGCGAUCGCGCUACGACGAGGUCAUCGAACGCGAGUGGGAACAGCUCGACAUCCUGAACAGCACCAGAUGGGGCGAUUUUGACGCAAAGGAAAAUAAGUGGCUGAACAUCACGGGGCUGAGGGAGCAGGAUGCGUUCACGUGGGAUGUGCUGGGAGACGUUAAGAGCAGGGCACGCGAGAGGAUGAAGGGGGUGCUGGGGGAGAGGGCGCAGGGCUGGUUAGACGGGAAGCAUGACGAUGCACGCAAAGAGACGGUGUACAGGAACAUAUCGGGAUUCGUACAGGGUGAAUGGGUCCGGAGCCCGUUGAGUCGGACGCGGCCUGCGCUCGACCUGUUGAAUGCAACCGGCCACAUACACGAGUUUGCGCAGCUUGGUGACUUCGACAGGAAUCUCACAGGAUCACAUGGCAUGGUGAGGUUGCAUCUUACAGAGGUGGACGGUCGACAGCGGACAGAUGAGAACCGGACCAUGAGUGAGCUCAAGGCAAAGGUGGUCAUCGGGGAUGCCGAGAGUUGGGGCGAUAACUGGUGGGAAUUCAACCUCAACGGGGUACACUUCCCAGAGUUUGGAGGCGCUGUGCUGACCACAACGAGCGAACGAUUCUCCGGUAUUUUCGCGCUGCCUCACUUACAACUCUCCCCACACCUCUACUUGAGUUCCCAAGAACUUCUUAAUCAGACUAUACACCAGACGAUACAGAACCAGCUGGACCGACCGUUUCCCGUUUGGAACCCCUGGUCAUCUGCCGUAGAAGGCGCUGCCGAGGGGGUCAUGGCUACGACCCAUUGCGAAUUCAUACUCUUCCUCCAAGAAGCCCAUGUACAGCUGCUCGAUCGACAUGGCCAGUCCGCUAAGCAGCCCGACCUCGACUGGCUUGAGCAUGAGAUUAGAUUUCCCACUGGAGCAAAUGUUCCUCUACAUUCCCAGAUGAGCAUGGACAUGGUCGGCUUCUCUCCUGAUUGCGGCUUCGUCAUUGAGUCUAAAGGUCCUCCGGACUUCCCACCUUCUGAAGCCAUGCAUCUAGUUGGUUUGAAGACUGAAGAGUUUAAUGAUGAUGCCAAACGAAGCAUCCUUGCUUUCGCUGUCACCCUGGCCUUCCAGCUGAUGUUCAUUAUUAGACAAGCGAAGGAAGCCGCAACACCGUCCACUCGGAACCGGAUCAGCUUCUAUACCAUCGCCAUGAUGGCUUUGGGAGACGGCUUCAUGUUCCUUGCCCUCGUGUUUCUGCACUUGUUCCUGGGUACAUCGCAAUUGCAACUGUUCACAAUUGCGUUCCUAGCGUUGUUUUCGGUUGUGUUGGAGCUCCGUUUCUUGAUGGACAUCUGGACGGUUCAGGUCACUGAGCAGAUGCGUCAAGACCGCCAACAAGCAUCCACAACACCGCCCAGUCCUCAGCCUCCAUCAACACCAAAUCCUGCGCCAGCCCCGCUUCGCGCACCACCUCCACCACAAAGCGAUACCCUCCCCGCCCCUGCCACAGUCACUCAACCACAAUCGACCCCAACUCCUGCACCCCCACCACCACCUAUUAUCAUCGCCCCAGAUCAAGACGACCCAGCGGACAACGAGCCACUCCUACCGACCACCAAUAUCCCCGCCGCAACCACUCCCGCCGAAACCUCGCCCCGAGCCGAACUCGGCGCCCUCUACAGCCGCUACUGCUUCCUCCUUAUUGUCACGUUCUUCAUCACCCUCCAAUUCACCACCAUGCGCUCCACCGCGCGCGCCUUCUACUUCAACACCCUCUCCUUCCUCUACCUCUCGUUCUGGCUGCCCCAGAUCUACCGCAACAUCAUGCGCAACUGCCGCAAGGCGCUGCGCUGGGACUUUGUGUUGGGCCAGUCCGCCGUGCGCCUCGUUCCCAUCGCAUAUUUCUAUGCUGUCGAGAGUAACGUGCUGUUCAGCCGGACCGAUCUGCAGGGCCUCGCGGUGCUGGCCGGCUGGGUAUGGGUCCAGAUUGUCGUCCUGGCUGCGCAGGAGGUGCUGGGGAGUCGCUUCUUCGUGAGAGAGGGGUGGGCGCCCCCGGCGUACGACUACCACCCUGUGCUCCGCGAGGACGAGGAGGGUGCGACUAUGCCGAUUGGCUCGUCUUCCUCUCCCUCCCCCAUCUCCGCGUCUGAAGAUCUUCAGCCCGGCGAGUCCCGCGGCAAGGGCAAGAAGGUCUUCGACUGCAGCAUCUGCGCGACCGACCUCGAGGUCCCCGUGAUCCCGGCGGGCGGCGGCGGCCCGGAUGUGCAGGGCUUGGGCGGCCUGACGCUGCAGAGGCGUGCGUACAUGGUUACGCCGUGCCGGCACAUUUUUCACUCAGCGUGUCUGGAGGGGUGGAUGCGGUAUCGGCUUCAGUGCCCGAAUUGCAGGGAGGUGCUGCCGCCGCUGUAGAUAGAUCUAGCGUAAGAGUGAUGCAUUUAUGGAAGACAGUAUCCAUGACUUGGGGAUCGUGCGUACGUGAUGUGUUUGGUGUUCAUCGUGGAUAGUGCGGAAAUGAACAGAGAUAUUUUUCGG